Molecule: messenger RNA, 1714 nt
Organism: Syngnathus typhle (broad-nosed pipefish)
Lineage: Eukaryota; Metazoa; Chordata; Actinopteri; Syngnathiformes; Syngnathidae
Gene: hoxa13b
Product: homeobox A13b
Biological process (GO): regulation of transcription by RNA polymerase II
Molecular function (GO): DNA-binding transcription factor activity, RNA polymerase II-specific; RNA polymerase II cis-regulatory region sequence-specific DNA binding
Source: RefSeq, a predicted model, not a curated record
UUCGAGGGGGGUUCGAGGAAAAAGAGCCGCAUGCGUGCACGUGUCGGGACAUGCUAUGACCGCGUCAUUGCUGCUGCACUCGCACUGGGCCGAACCGCUCAUGUUCGUCUACGACAGCAGCGCGGACGAGCGCGCCAAGAACAUGCAGGACGCGCCGUUCCCCGGGGGGAACUUUGCGCCCAACCAGUGCAGGAAUCUGCUGGCGCAUCCCGCCUCGCUGGCUCCGAGCAGCACCGCCUACGCCAACGGCGACGUGCCCGCGUCUGGCGUCGGGGAAACGGCCAAGCAGUGCAGCCCUUGUUCGGCCACGCAGAGCUCACCUAACGCCUCCCUUCCGUACGGAUACUUUGGCGGCGGAGGCUACUAUCCGUGCAGGCCCCACGGCAGCUCCAAGGCCUGCGCGCAGCCCUCCUCGUACGGGGACAAGUACGUGGACACAUCGGUGCCCGCCGAGGAGUUCUCCAGCCGGGCCAAGGAGUUCGCCUUCUACCAGGGCUACUCCCCGACUCCCUACCAGGCGAGCUACUUGGAUGUGCCAGUGGUCCCUACACUGAGUGCGCCCCCCGAGCCCAGGCAUGACCCCCUCCUGCCCAUGGAUCCCUACCAGCCGUGGUCCAUCACCACCAACGGCUGGAGUGGACAAGUGUACUGCGCCAAAGAGCAGCCCCAGGCUAAUUCUCUCUGGAAGUCAUCCUUGCAAGCAGACAACACAUGUGGCGGUAGCGGGGACAGCCAAGUGCGCCGUGGCAGGAAGAAGCGCGUCCCAUACACCAAGGUGCAGCUCAAAGAACUGGAAAGGGAAUACGCCACCAAUAAAUUCAUCACCAAGGACAAGCGCAGGAGAAUAUCUGCGCACACCAACCUGACAGAAAGACAAGUGACCAUCUGGUUUCAAAACCGGCGCGUAAAGGAGAAAAAAAUCGUCAAUAAAUUCAAGAGCUCCUGCUAGUUUCUCGUCGAUUUUGGUUUUGGGGAGGAAAGGGGGGGGGGGGGGAGGAAUGGACACAAACGUGCCUUGAUCACAAAUAAACUCUCCUAUAAUUUAUUACCUUCACUUUUGUCGCCAGAGUGCCUCCUUUCACCUUUCUUGCUCCUUUCCUCGCGUUUUAAUUGGAAGCAGUCCACGCAGCGCGUUGACAGAAAGUCGGAACUGUUCGCGACAAGUGUGUGUGAUUCUUUUCCGCUCUCAUUACUGCUUCCCACGCAUAUUCGUCUUCAUUAAUUUUCACAAAAAAACUCCAAUUACAAACACAAGCAUGUGGAGUUUUGUAAAAUUAUCGGUGUUAAUUUAUGAAGCAGCGACAUGUCUUUUGGGGUUUAUCACAAAAAUGCUCCAUAUAAAUCAACUUUUUCCAGCCGAAAUGAAGAAAUGACGCACCAAUCAAAUAAACUUAUUACAGUUCCUAAUAAAGUGGUUGCAUUUGAUGUUUACAAUUACCAAACGGGGUCCUUCAUGUCGCACCUAUUGUCACCUCGUUUUAAUACCUCAUAGAUAUCAUCCCUUUUAUUUUUUCAGAUUUAUACCAUUAAAUAAAAAUUGGACUUUUUCAGUCGUUUGACAUAUAACGUGUCUGACGUGGUUCUCGUCACUGUGUAUUUCUCUUGUCUGUCAAUUGUGAUUUUAAAUGAAAAAAUAUCCAGAAAGAAUAAUAUCGUGUGGACGUAUUUAAAUUUGUAAAUAUUUUGGGGACACAUCCAAAUGAAAAUGUCAAUA